Messenger RNA from Acanthoscelides obtectus, 270 nucleotides. The record is from the annotation of a GenBank genome assembly. Lineage: Eukaryota; Metazoa; Arthropoda; Insecta; Coleoptera; Chrysomelidae.
AUGGCGUUUGACAACUGCUUCACCAUGAUGUACAUCCUGGUUUUGGAAUACGUGGGUCCAAAAUGGCGGACUUUCGUAGCGAACAUGUCGAUAGCGAUAUUCUUCACGUUCGCAGCCUCGAUCCUGCCCUGGAUAGCUUAUUACGUCGCCGAUUGGAGGAUACUGGUUACGUCACAUCAGCACCCUUGGCAUUGGCUGUUUUCACACCUUGGUUGGUACCUGAGUCCGCAAGAUGGCUUGUGUCUCAAGGAGAAACAGACAAGGCCAUAA